Zeugodacus cucurbitae (melon fly) is the source of this 1195-nucleotide messenger RNA. Its product is annotated as phospholipase A1-like. The transcript is spliced from 2 exons. Lineage: Eukaryota; Metazoa; Arthropoda; Insecta; Diptera; Tephritidae. Gene Ontology annotation, biological process: lipid metabolic process. Gene Ontology annotation, molecular function: lipase activity. The record is from RefSeq and is a predicted model, not a curated record. Bases 75 to 1124 code for a protein of 349 amino acids.
UCUUACUUUCCAAAAAGAAAAGACGGCAAUGGAAAAUAUAUAAAACUCGGACUCGCUUUGCAUUUGUUCAUUGCAUGUUUCAAAGUCUUUGCGAAAUGAAGGUUCUUCUGAUUUUGGCAAUUUUUGCGCUAUCAGCUACGGCUGCUCCUUUCGAAGAAGAGGUUAACGAACAUGGUUGGCAUGUGCCGCAGAUUGAUGGUUCCUUCAUCUGGAUGACUACUAGCGAGGCUGAAAAUAUUUUGGCGAAACAUGCGAAAAUGGAAGAAAUUGCCGGACGUGCUUGGGACCUCUCCCCAAUCACUUACUACCUGUAUACCCAGUCGAAUCACUAUGAUGGACAAAUUAUUACCGCUGACAAGGACUCCAUUUCCAACUCCAACUUCAAUGCUAACCAUCCAACACGUUUCAUAAUUCACGGCUGGACUCAGGGCUAUAAAUCCGACAUGAAUACUAUGAUUCGUGAUGCUUGGCUAUCACAUGGUGAUUACAACAUUAUCGUGGUUGAUUGGGCACGUGCACGUUCUGUCGAGUAUGUCUCAUCCGUCUCUGCUGUUCCUGGUGUGGGAAAGAAAGUUGCCAGUAUGAUUGAUUACUUAGUGAGCAAUCAUGGUUUGAAUUUGGACACUCUCGAAGUGAUUGGUCACAGUUUGGGUGCUCAAGUUUCCGGUUAUGCUGCCAAGAAUGUCGGUUCCGGCAAAAUCCAUGCUAUUGUUGGUUUGGACCCUGCUUAUCCUCUCUUCAGCUACAACAAACCCAACAAACGUCUCAACUCGAAUGAUGCUCACUAUGUAGAAUCAAUUCAGACAUGUGGUGGAAAAUUAGGUUUCUUGAAACCAAUUGGCAAAGGUGCUUUCUACCCGAAUGGAGGAGAGAAACAACCAGGUUGUGGCACUGACCUGACUGGCUCCUGCAGUCAUGCGCGCUCUUGCAUCUACUAUGCUGAAGCGGUACGUGAAAAUAAUUUCCCUUCCAUGCGUUGCGGUGACUACGAAGAUGCCGUCAAGAAGGAAUGUGGUGGUACAUACAGUGGCGUGAAAAUGGGUGCCGUCUACAAUUAUGAAUUCGCAAGUGGUGACUAUUAUGUACCAGUGCGCAGCACUGCUCCUUAUGGGUUGGGUAACUAAUUGCGACUGUUGAUAUUGAAAUACCUUUUGUAUAAUAAACAAUAAAAAUGUAUUUAAAAAUUUGUGAAUCU